Molecule: messenger RNA, 813 nt
Organism: Brenthis ino (lesser marbled fritillary)
Lineage: Eukaryota; Metazoa; Arthropoda; Insecta; Lepidoptera; Nymphalidae
Source: the annotation of a GenBank genome assembly
AUGAACUCGCUGGUGGUGUUAUUUUCUGUGAUGGUGCUGGCCGCCGCUAAGCCCAGCGGUCUCCAAGCGGGCAUAGUCAGCUAUGCUGCUCCCGCUAUAGCAGUGGCCCCAGCAGCCGUAUCUCACCAAUCACGCGUAGACAUCAAGUCUUCUCCUGCUGUGGUCGCCACUGAGGUUGUAGCUCCUUUAAGCCGUUCUGUUAUCACCGACCAAGCUAUCGUGGCUGCUCCCGCAACGUACGCAGCACCCGCCGUUUAUUCUGCUCCGCUCAUUACUGCUCCAGCUGCAGUGUCAUCCCAAUCUCGCGUUGACAUUAAAUCAUCUCCCGCUGUUGUCAGCACUGUUGCUGUUGCCCCUGCAGCUUACAGUGCACCGAUUUCCGCUCCUGUGGUAUAUGGUGCAUCUCUAGCCACUCCUGUAGCAUACGGUGCAUCUCUUGCUAAUCCUGUAGCAUACGGCGCAACUUUUACCGCUCCUCUAGCCUAUACUGCACCAUUAGCCGGAUUCGCUUCUUAUGUCUCUCCUGUCGUUUCUGAAAUUUCUGCUGCCGUUCAACCCGCUGCUGAAAGUGCUGAAUUACCAGUAGCCCCUACUGAAACCCCUGAAGUCGCCGCCGCCCGUGCCGCUCACCUAGAAGCUAAAUCACUUGAAGAGUCACACAAAAUUCAAAAACGUUCAGUUGGAGUCGUAGCAACUGGACCUGUGGUAUCUACAUACACAACAUCCCCAUUCCUCUCCAGUCCUUUAGCAGCUCACGUGGGUCAAGUGUCCGUGUCAGGGCCACUCUACCCUACCUACGGUUUUCGUCUUUAC